AUGGCAUCUUGCGAAGGAAAAAAUCCAGGACCUAUUUACGCACUUAGAACCGUUACGGGAUACGAAGGACAUUGUUAUUCUAAAAACAGAGCUCCAGCAUUUUCAUUAGGUUUAAAAUUAACAUCUAAACGUCCUCAUGUAACACCUGGACCUUAUUAUGUUGGUUCGGUUGAUAGAAAUGGUAAAGCUCCGUACCUUGGAUGGACGAUCGAAUCCAAAUCCAGAGGACACAAACAACAAGGAGGACCGAGUCCACUUUCUUAUUCACCUGAAAAAAUGAAAGUUUAUACUCCGGCAUAUAGUUUAGGAUUAAAAUUACCAGCUCGUGCUCAUCCAUUUGGUCCAACAACCAACACUGAUUUAUAUAAACAAAAAGCUCCAGCUUAUUCGCUAGGGUUAAAAGGAAGACCUUUGUUCGGUACUAUAGCAGGUCCUGGUCCAAAAUAUCAUCCUGGAAGAGCUGGUUUUCCAAAUCCUCAUGCUUAUUCUUUUGGACUUAAACAUAGUAAAUGUGCUCCACCUCUGAUAACUCCUCAAGAUAACGAAUGCUGA
Messenger RNA from Pediculus humanus corporis (human body louse), 552 nucleotides. RefSeq lists its product as uncharacterized. The record is from RefSeq and is a predicted model, not a curated record. The transcript has 3 exons. Lineage: Eukaryota; Metazoa; Arthropoda; Insecta; Psocodea; Pediculidae. Bases 1 to 552 code for a protein of 183 amino acids.